Vitis riparia (riverbank grape) is the source of this 1110-nucleotide messenger RNA. Its product is annotated as protein SRC2 homolog. The coding region runs from base 69 to 875 and encodes 268 amino acids. Gene Ontology annotation, biological process: defense response. The transcript has a single exon. Lineage: Eukaryota; Viridiplantae; Streptophyta; Magnoliopsida; Vitales; Vitaceae. The record is from RefSeq and is a predicted model, not a curated record.
CAUUGUGGCAGCCAUUUGACAGUGAAGAGCAUUUUUCUUUUCUCCGGAAUUCCCAGAUUCCUCCUCCGAUGGCCCCUCGCUUCGAGCUCAAGCUCAAGAUCUCCUCCGCCAAAGAUCUGAAGAACGUGAACUGGCGCCACGGCUCUCUGAAGCCAUACGCCGUGGUUUGGGUGGAACCUAACGCUAAGUGCUCCACCAAAGUCGACCACGACGGCGACACCUUUCCUUCCUGGAACGAGACUCUCCACAUUCCAGUGCCCUCCUCCAUCGAUGAUUCCGCCCUCUACCUCGACAUCGUCCACGUCAAAUCCGAUGACGAAGACGACACCAAGCCUAUGGUAGGCUCCGCUCGCCUCUUCCUCCGCGACGUCGUCGAUGACGUCGGCUUCGGCGUCGAGGCCUUCCGCACUCUCGAGCUCCGCCGUCCCUCCGGGCGCCCUCAGGGCAAGGUCGAUGUCGAGGUCUCCGUGAGGGAUUUGCGUUACCGUGCGCCGGAGCCCUACUACACAGCACCUUACGGCGUGCCGCCGCCGCCGGGAACCAGAGGAGCAGGCUACGCCGAUCCACCGGCCUACGGCGCACCUCCCCCUGAUCCUUACUACUCCAAUGCCGGCCCCUACGGCCACUCCCCGUACGGGCAGCCGGCGUAUGGGUAUCAGGAACCAACUUACGGAUACGGUCAAGGGUCGUACGGGCAGACAGUGGUGGUGGAGGAGAAGAAGAAGAAGUCUGGCAUGGGGAUGGGGACGGGAUUGGCUGUGGGUGCGGUCGCCGGAGUAUUGGGCGGACUAGCAAUAGCUGAGGGCGUGGAUGCUUUGGAGGACAACAUCGCUGAAGACGUGGCAGAGAGGAUUGAAGAUGAGGAAGACGACUGAUUUUCCUUUCCCACAUCUCGAUGUUUAUGUUGAUUGUUCUGAUGCACUCGCCUUUGCAAGAUGAGCUUCUUCAAGGGUUUGUUUGCGAUUGCUUGAAAUCCUUUUACUUCUUUUUUCUUUUCCUUUAUUUUCUUCCUCCUUCACUGUGUGUUAUGGGCGAAACCUCUAUCGGAGGCUAUACGCAGACCUUCCAUUCGUCAACAUAUUCCAAAUCAAUGCAGGGUCCAUUUGAUCU